AUGGGUCUUUUCGCUUCAAAGUUGUUCAGCAACUUGUUUGGUAACAAGGAGAUGCGUAUCCUGAUGGUCGGUCUUGAUGGUGCUGGUAAAACCACUGUUCUUUACAAGCUGAAGUUGGGUGAAGUCAUCACUACCAUUCCAACCAUUGGUUUCAACGUUGAAACUGUGCAAUAUAAGAACAUCUCCUUCACCGUCUGGGAUGUUGGUGGACAAGACAGAAUCAGAUCUCUAUGGAGACACUACUACAGAAACACUGAAGGUGUUAUCUUUGUUGUUGACUCCAACGAUAGAUCUCGUAUUGGUGAGGCUAGAGAAGUUAUGCAAAGAAUGUUGAAUGAGGAUGAAUUGAGAAAUGCAGUAUGGUUAGUUUUCGCUAACAAGCAAGAUUUGCCAGAAGCUAUGUCUGCCGCUGAAAUUACUGAAAAGUUGGGCUUGCACUCCAUCAGGAACCGUCCAUGGUUCAUCCAAGCUACCUGUGCUACUACCGGUGAAGGUUUGUACGAGGGUCUAGAAUGGUUAAGCAACAAUUUGAACAACAAGGAAUAA
Molecule: messenger RNA, 546 nt
Organism: Nakaseomyces glabratus
Lineage: Eukaryota; Fungi; Ascomycota; Saccharomycetes; Saccharomycetales; Saccharomycetaceae
Gene: ARF2
Product: Arf family GTPase ARF2
Biological process (GO): intracellular protein transport; vesicle-mediated transport
Cellular component (GO): cytoplasm; plasma membrane
Molecular function (GO): GTP binding; GTPase activity
Source: RefSeq, a predicted model, not a curated record